AUGUCGGGAUUGUCCCUGCGUAUGGAUAGGGAAGCCAAGGUGAACCAAGACCUCAGCGGAGUAUUGCUCGAAAGGAAGCCCAGUCAACAGGGCUGGACAACGGGGGCCAAGGACGACGCUGCAGGAUUUGCUUCGGUUGGGUCUUGCAUCAGCCGCUCGCCGAUAGAGGCGAAGCGCCUCUUUCACCUUUCGAAGGUCGUCAACACUGGUGGCCAGCAGUACUACGUCGUCGGCAAAGGCGACCGAAGAGAUGGGUCGCCGAGUGCUCAAUCGCCAAGGCGGAACAAAGCCUGUAUUGGCUGUGGCGUACCAGUCGAGCAUUGGCUGGAGCGAGAAGUUGUAAAGAAGACACGAGCCCGGCUCGCCUUGAAGAAGUCCACAGCGCAGGGCGAUGGGCUCGGUAAGGUAUCCGUUGACGAUGAAGCGAACCGCCGGAUCUGUGUAAAGGCCGCAUAUAAGGUUGACUAA
Molecule: messenger RNA, 468 nt
Organism: Ceraceosorus guamensis
Lineage: Eukaryota; Fungi; Basidiomycota; Exobasidiomycetes; Ceraceosorales; Ceraceosoraceae
Exons: 2
Coding region: 1-468 (155 amino acids)
Source: RefSeq, a predicted model, not a curated record